AUGUUCAGCCACAACGCCAACGAAGGAUUAGUCUUCACUGACCCGAGUGUCACCGACGGCUUCGUUUUUCGAGGACUCAUCAGUAAGCUCUUCCCAAACUUCAAUGCGUCGUUGGUCGAGCACAUCGCCGAGGUUGUUUAUCCUCCUGUAUUUGAUGGCACUCAACCGUACGUCGACGAUUUGGGUCGCGGUACUCUCUUGAUGGCCGAGACUCGUAUCGUUUGUAACACCCUUUUCCCACGCCGAGCCUUCGGGAGCGCGAGCUUAGCUUAUAUCUUUGCUGUCCCGUCGUCCUUGCAUGGAGACGACCUCAAGUACACCUUCUAUAACGGUGCUUAUGGAGCACAGAUGGACAGCCGUUCUCUCAACUUGACGAUCGCACAGGUCUUGCAGGACUAUAUAGCGUCGUAUGCCAUAAGCGGGAAGCCGGCAACAGACGUCUCCGGAGUUGGCGUCUUUCCAAAAGUAGGAAGCAAGUCCACGGCAUGGGCUCUGGACGUGGCUGGUGUGCAAAGCGCCGUCGACGGUGCUGUUAACGAUAUAUGCUCAUGGUGGCAGGCCAAUUGGGAGACCUCUCCCGACACUGCGUAG
Colletotrichum aenigma is the source of this 591-nucleotide messenger RNA. It is a transcript of the gene patB-0, whose product is annotated as Carboxylesterase patB. The record is from RefSeq and is a predicted model, not a curated record. The coding region runs from base 1 to 591 and encodes 196 amino acids. The transcript has a single exon. Lineage: Eukaryota; Fungi; Ascomycota; Sordariomycetes; Glomerellales; Glomerellaceae.